Messenger RNA from Medioppia subpectinata, 1137 nucleotides. NCBI's taxonomy places the organism in Eukaryota, Metazoa, Arthropoda, Arachnida, Sarcoptiformes, Oppiidae. The record is from the annotation of a GenBank genome assembly.
GGAAACUGAAGGGUCAGUCAAACGGCCAUUAAUGCAGUGUAUUGUGUGUCUGCUUGCGAUCAACGACUGCCUCAACACUACCCGUACGCACCCCUACUCUGAUAGUCGCAGCACUGAAUACAACGCUAUCAUAAGCGACACAAAAGCGUGCAUUCAUUGCAUUCAAAGCCAAUACACAUUCAAUACAUUGCUUUAGCCGGCGAUCUGUCCAUCCGUUUCGCACUAUUGUCCACUCAGUUGUCAUUUGCGGCCACUUUUAUACCCGUUUCGCGACACUAACGACACGUUAUAAUGCAGUCGACGGGAACUGAAGGCGACGGUAUGCCUACAUUCAAGUGUGUUCUGGUUGGCGACGGCGGCACCGGUAAGACAACGUUCGUGAAGAGACAUCUGACCGGAGAGUUCGAGAAGAAAUAUGUCGCCACACUGGGAGUCGAAGUACAUCCGCUCGUAUUCCACACAAAUCGAGGUCCGAUUCGGUUCAACGUGUGGGACACCGCCGGUCAGGAGAAGUUCGGCGGCUUAAGGGAUGGCUAUUAUAUUCAGGGCCAGUGCGCUAUCAUAAUGUUUGACGUGACCUCUCGGGUGACGUACAAGAAUGUGCCGAACUGGCACCGGGAUCUGGUCCGCGUCUGCGAAAACAUACCCAUUGUUUUGUGCGGCAAUAAAGUCGACAUCAAAGAUAGGAAAGUGAAGGCAAAGUCUAUUGUGUUUCACCGGAAAAAGAAUCUACAGUACUACGACAUUAGCGCCAAAAGUAAUUACAACUUCGAGAAGCCGUUCCUAUGGUUGGCCCGAAAGCUGAUCGGAGACCCGAAUCUGGAGUUCGUGGCGAUGCCAGCGUUGGCGCCGCCGGAGGUGACAAUGGAUCCCGCGUGGCAGAAGAAGCUCGAAGAGGACAUGAUUCAGGCACAGAACACAUCACUUCCCGAUGACGACGACGAAGACCUUUAAUACCACAAGAGUUUUUGUUUUUUCUAUUCCUUUAAACUGAUUAUUAUUAUUAUAAAUAUACAGAUAAACACAUAAACACCGCUAUUAUUAAUAUUAUUAUUACGAAAAACAUCUCGAUUUAAGUGUUUUCUUCAAAUAAUACCAAAAUUUAAACUUUAUUUUUGGAAAAAACAAAAUUUUCGU